AUGUCUUUAAAUAUUAUUUUAGAAUUCAAUUCCGGUGCUGAGUUGCUCUUUGGAAACAUAAAAAAAAGAGAAGUUUGUCUAACCAAUUCAGCCAAUUCAGAAAAAUGGAACAUUCGUAGACUAUUGAAGUGGAUGAGUGAAAAUAUACUCACCCAACGGUUAGACCUCUUUAUGAGAGAUGAGACAGUGCGCUCUGGUAUACUAAUAUUAAUCAACGACGUUGAUUGGGAGCUUCUGGGUGAAUUGGAUUAUGAAUUGCAGCCGCAAGAUAAUGUUUUAUUUAUAUCUACUUUACAUGGGGGUUAAUUUAAAAAUUCUGAACGCUUUAGUAUGUAAUUUUCCACCUUCUCAGUACUCGUCGCCAAGAAUUUCACGUGUUUUUGGGGUCGAGCUGUAUUUUUCAAUAAUUUAAAACUAAAAAAAAAUUCUGUUAAUUUUAAUUUGUUAAUCUUAAGUCUGGGUGGAUUGAGUUACUUUGGUACAUCAUAUUUUUUAUUUAAUAUGUUUAGUUUAAGUGAUAUGCGAGCUAAAAUAAAAUAUGUCGGUUUUACUUUUUUUGCAUUCUCAUUGUUUUGAUACGGAUUUUUUUUUUAUUUGCCGAGAUGUUUACAUUUGCCAUGUAAGCGAGAUAA
Messenger RNA from Glossina fuscipes, 632 nucleotides. It is a transcript of the gene Urm1, whose product is annotated as ubiquitin-related modifier 1 homolog. Gene Ontology annotation, cellular component: cytoplasm; nucleus. Bases 1 to 306 code for a protein of 101 amino acids. NCBI's taxonomy places the organism in Eukaryota, Metazoa, Arthropoda, Insecta, Diptera, Glossinidae. Gene Ontology annotation, biological process: tRNA thio-modification; protein urmylation. Gene Ontology annotation, molecular function: protein tag activity. The transcript has a single exon. The record is from RefSeq and is a predicted model, not a curated record.